AUGGCGGACGCGACCGCCCGAGGAGCUACAACGUAUUGCUCCACUCGCUGCUGCCUCGCCACGUCGGAUGGCCGUCGAGGCGCCUGCCAGCCGUCAGCGUCAGCCGCAUCACAGCGCCUGUCGUCAUGUCAACGUGGCUCUUGCGUUGCCUCCGAGUCCCCGCGCCAGGAGCCCGAGGGGAGGCAGCCCGCGCGGAGGCAGCCCGAGGGGAGGCAGCCCGAGGGGAGGCAGCCCGAGGGGAGGCAGCCCGAGGGGAGGCAGCCCGAGGGGAGGCAGCCCGAGGGGAGGCAGCCCGAGGGGAGGCAGCCCGAGGGGAGGCAGCCCGAGGGGAGGCAGCCCGAGGGGAGGCAGCCCGAGGGGAGGCAGCCCGAGGGGAGGCAGCCCGAGGGGAGGCAGCCCGAGGGGAGGCAGCCCGAGGGGAGGCAGCCCGAGGGGAGGCAGCCCGAGGGGAGGCAGCCCGAGGGGAGGCAGCCCGAGGGGAGGCAGCCCGAGGGGAGGCAGCCCGAGGGGAGGCAGCCCGAGGGGAGGCAGCCCGAGGGGAGGCAGCCCGAGGGGAGGCGGGCCGAGGGGAGGCGGGCCGAGGGGAGGUGGGCCGAGGGGAGGCAGCCCGAGGGGAGGCAGCCCGAGGGGAGGCGGGCCGAGGGGAGGCGGGCCGAGGGGAGGCAGCCCGAGGGGAGGCGGGCUGCAGCGGGUGGCGAAGGAACGCCGCAUGUGGGCGAGGGCGCUGAGCGGGCGAGGCAGGAGCGCGAGCUGGUGCUGCUGGUGGCCACCGCCGAGUCCAACAUGCAGCUCGUCCUCGCCGAGAUCGCCUCGCGCUCCCGCCUCGCUGCCGAGGGAGUGCCGGCUACCAUGAGCAGCUCUCUGUUGCGGAUGCUCGCCGCCCAUCGUGCCACUGUUGAUGCCACGCUUGCUGCUGCCACGCUUGCUGCUGCCACAACUGCUGCUGCCACAACUGCUGUUGCCGCAACUGCUGCUGCCACAACUGCUGCUGCCACAACUGCUGCUGCCACAACUGCUGCUGCCACAACUGAUGCUGCCACAACUGAUGCUGCCACAAUUGCUGCUGCCACAACUGCUGCAGCCACACUUGCGGCUUCGUGCGGCUGCCACACCUGUUGCUGUUGGUGUAAGGGCCUAAUAAACUCAAGCUAUUAG
This is a messenger RNA of Closterium sp. Yama58-4, 1155 nucleotides long. The record is from the annotation of a GenBank genome assembly. Lineage: Eukaryota; Viridiplantae; Streptophyta; Zygnematophyceae; Desmidiales; Closteriaceae.